GCUAUUCACAUUUACGCUGGUGUCUCUGCUCGGCUCUCCUCUCUCAUCUUCGUCGGCAUCUUGGUCGAGCAAAUCGCCGGUGUCUUGGCCGAGCAGGUCGUCUCCUCUCUCAAUUCCGAAUGAAGAUCUCGCAGCGAUUUAUUAGGUUUGCUUUCAGCGGUUCUCUUCCCACGAUUCUUGCAUCUCGCACCGGGAUUGAAUCAAAGAGGGUCAAGAGGCGAAGGUGGAUUCCAACGAUUUCUUAUCAUCACCUGCUUGGCCAAAUAUACGGACGAGCUUUCAGGCACAGUAAAUGAGGCUAGGGUUUCAGUCGAUGGAUUACGAUCGCCAUAGACAACAAAGCUUUGAACGGAGUAAGACAAAAGAGGAUAGGCCGAAGAACCGUCCUUGCACAGCUGCUCUCAUCACUCCCCUAAACUCAGGUCAGCCAUUCAUUCUUUUCUCAUACGCCUUCUUCCAAAAUUAAAUUUCUAGGGAUUAGUUUCUUCAAUUCUUUGUGUUUGAUAUUUUUUUCAUAAUUUUUGCAGAUUUUUUAGAAGUAAGGAUUUGAUCCGAAUUUCACUUAACCCUAGAUGCAUAGUUUUGUGUUAGCAUAUCAUAAUUUAAGCUCAAAAUAUGAGAUUAAUAGCUCUAUUGGCAUUCUUUGAGUUUGAUUUUUUGAGGGAUUUGGGUAUUCUUGGUACUACAUUUGUUUUAAAGUUAAAAAUACCUUGCCUUUGUAGACAAAGUUUGUGUUGUCUCUCUUCCCGAAUAAGGAGGCACACCAACUGUUCAAUAAAAUGCAAUGAACAUUGGACAAGAUUAUUUUCAAGUAAAAACGGUCAAAAAUUUGGUUUGAAUUAAUAAAAUUCUACAGUCUCGAUAAAGCAUAUUUUACACUCUCAAUAAAGCAUAUUUUAUAAAUGAUGAAAGGGAGUACGAUUAGAAGAAGUAUUAUCUCUUGAAUUAUGAAUGUUUGGUGAUGAAGGUUACUUCUAUACCUUAUUUUUCAUUUUGAACGAACUCGGCCCACUCUUAAUUUAUAAUUGUAAAUGGAUUCUUUUCUUUAGUUUAAUCGUUAUCUAGGAGGUUGGUUGUUGACUUUACCUUAAAUGAUAUUCAUAUAUUGAAUGUAAUGUUUUUUAAUGUACAUCAUACUAUUCACUUUUAAAUACUAUGUUCUGUUUGGUAUGAAAUAGCAUUGUCGAAUCUUUGGAAUGGAGUACAUAGUUUUAAUUAUGGGUUCUAAUUAUGAUGUAUGGAUGAAAAAAUAUGAUGUAUAUUUUUUAAUGUAACUGAUUCUGUUUCUUUUGAAUAUGUAGUCAGAUUGAAUCUGACUAUUUGGCCAUCUUUCAAAGGUAGUAUACAAUUUUAAUUAUAGGGGACAGAAGAAAUUUGCUAAUACUAAUGUAUGUGUGUUAAUAACGCACAAAUGAAUAAAUUUCAUUUAUGGUUCAUUCAAUCUUAAUUACAAUAUUUUAGCUAUAUAGUUUUAAAUUGUAAUUUAGCUUUUUGUUUCCCCACUCGAGCUAGAUUGAAUGAAAUUGCAACCAUUGAUGAUUGAUGGAGCUCGAGUCCUAAUAUCCACUUUGGUUCGAAUCAGCUAAGUAACUUUGUUGCUGCCUUGCCUUCGACGGUCGUGGCUGAAAUUCAAAGCAAGAAGAUUACAAAUAUUUUCAAGAUCAGCAUCAAUAAAAGAAGACAACUUUUUCUAUGGUGAUGGGUGAAAGUAGAGUUCAAGUUUAAUGUUGAUUUGGUCUUUUAAGUUUAUUGGUAUUUAAUGUGGAGUUUUCGUGGUGAUGCAUGCUUUAUGUUUUCGAGAAUUGAGCAAAAGAAAUGCGUGGCUCAAUACAAUUUUUAUGUCUAAUCGCAUAAAAGAAAAGAUUUAACAAAUAUAUGCAUUUAAUGUGGAUAAAUUAGGGGAUGAUUCUACCACAUGGUUGCAUUAAAGCAGUGGCUGGAGAGUUCAACAUAUCUAGAAAAACAGUUGGGAAAAUAUGGUCUUUAGCUAGGGGUCAAAUGCAGGAUGGUCUACCAGUUUCUGUUCAAUGCAAGAGGAAAGGCAACUUUGGCAGAAAAGAAGUGCCUGUUGACAUUCCAAAGAUGUUGGCAGUUCCAUUUCAUAGGCGCAAGAACAUACGUGCCCUUGGCUAUGCAAUGGAAGUGUCUAAGUCAACUGUCCAGAGAUGGCUAAAAAGGAAGGCCAUAAGGAGACAUUCCAAUGCAAUGAAGCCAUAUUUGUCAUACUCAGGUUCCUCUUCCUUCCCGUACGGCCGCCAGCAAAGGGUUUGGUUGGAUGAGGGGGGAAGAGGGGAGGAGGAGGCGGAGGAGGGUGCGAAGGCGGCGGAUCCGGAAGCCGGCGGGAGCGGCUGCGGCGGGGCUGUGGCGGCGGCGGUGGAGAAGGAGCACAUGUUUGACAAGGUGGUGACGCCGAGCGACGUGGGGAAGCUGAACCGGCUGGUGAUUCCGAAGCAGCACGCGGAGAAGUACUUCCCCUUGGACUCUUCCAACAACGACAAGGGGCUUCUGCUGAACUUCGAGGACCGGAACGGGAAACCGUGGCGGUUCAGGUACUCCUACUGGAACAGCAGCCAGAGCUACGUGAUGACCAAGGGCUGGAGCCGGUUCGUCAAGGAGAAGAAGCUGGAUGCAGGCGACGUCGUUUCCUUCCAGCGGGGCGCCUCCGAGUCCGCCAGGGACCGCCUCUUCAUCGACUGGAGGCGCCGCCCGGACCACCACCACCACCACCUCGCUCCCGUGAUCUCCUUACCCCACCACCACUUCUCCUCCUUCCAGCGCUCCCCCUUUCAUCAGCACUACCCGGCGGCCGCCGCUGCAGCUGCGGCCUGGAACCACCACCAGGCUGUGUUCUCCGCCCCCCUGCACCCGUCUUCGUACGGCUACGGGGUCUUCAGCGGCGGGGAGGUGGUGGUGAAUGGAAACCCUUGCUCGGGGGUAUCUUCGUCCGGGAUUUACCUGAGACCCAUAGUGGCGGCUGCCGCCGCCGCCCAGCAGCAACAAAUGAUGCAUAGAGGAGGAGUUGGAGGAGGGGCUGCCGCCGCCGCCUCCGCGGUGGUGUUUGAGUCGAUGCCGGUUGUUGUCCACGGCAAGGCGGCUGCAAAGCGGCUGAGGCUCUUUGGGGUGAACGUGGACUGCCCCAUUUUGGACGGAGACACCUCCUCCCCCUCCUCCUCCACCUCCGCCGCCGCGGCCUCAACAACAACAACAAUCCCAUCCACUUUGCUUCAAUUAAAGUCAUCCGGCUACGAUGAUGACGGCAACAACGACACGGAAGAACUACAUCUCGAAUCCGAUGAUUAUAAUAAUAAUAAACCCAGGAAGUCGUCUUCAUCCGCUUCCAUAGAUGGAUGCCAGACUUUUGCUGCAGCGGCAGAAUGUGAAGAAGCUAUAGGAACAGUGGUGGUUGCUCUCUCUCUUCUCUUCUCUCCCGCAGCUUUUUUAUUUCCCUGCUGGCCGGCCAACGAGAAGAGUGCCGGCAUGCAUAUCAUGGAUUUCAACACUAAUGUUUAAGGAGCUGGAGAGACAUGAAAUGACAAACAUUUUUGCCCACCUUAAAGUCCUUAAUUAUAUGGCGCAUAUCACUCUUCUUGAAUUUGUAUACAGAGUACAUCAUAAUUUACGCACAAAAAAAAAGAAGGGAGAAAAGAAGUCUACAACUUCUUCCUCUUCGUAGAUCGCAGGACCAAAUCAGAAACGCUCCAACGUUCGGCUCCAUCAAUUUUGCUCAAUUAAAGCUCCUACGGGAAGAAAUUCAAGGUUCUCCUUGUUAUAAAUUGAAGAAAUUCACCGAGAAAGGGGAGGGGGGAAAAAGAACGAGAAUAGAGCAGCGGCUCUAGCCGCUGUUAUCUACGCGCGGUGGUGAGCGGGAGGAGGCGACAACCAGCGGUAGCGGCUGCAGCUCCGGACGGCGAUCUCCAACUCCGGUCAUGGCUCCAAUUUCUUCAAUUUCAUCGUCUUCUUCGACAAUUGGUAACCCUAUAUUUGUCAAUUUGUUUUUCUUCUUCAAUUUCUUUGUAAAAAUGUUGUUUCAAUUCAAGUUUACACUUUUUUCCCCUUAUUUGUGUUAAUUUCGAAAAUGAUAAAAUGGUUGGUGUUCUUUUAUGGGAUUUUAAUGUUUAUAUGAAUGAGAAUUGAUUCAUAUUAGUUUUCUUUAAUUUUUGUGCAAAUUGUUGUUGAAUUGGUUGAAUCACACGAUUUGAAUUGAUAUCAUAAGUAGGUUGGUAUGUGGAAUUGAGUUUUGAUUGAAUCUAUUUUACCUCCAUAUUCUAGUUAUUAAAUGAUUUCUGAAUUCAUACGUGAUUCUUUGUUGUGCUAUGUAUUUUGUAAAAUUUUAAGGUUUAUGGACUUCUUAGCCCCAUAAGUUGGACAAUUUUCUUGAGAUUCGUUAUUGAGUGAUUGUUAUGUCGUGU
Molecule: messenger RNA, 4409 nt
Organism: Cuscuta campestris
Lineage: Eukaryota; Viridiplantae; Streptophyta; Magnoliopsida; Solanales; Convolvulaceae
Source: the annotation of a GenBank genome assembly